AUGAAUUUAUCUGACUAUUUUCUUGCUACCAUUUUAGAAGAAGUAUCGAAAAGCUACAAUUACAUUCUUGACAGUUAUGCUAAGUAUGCAGCAAGUGCUUUGGCAACCAAGGUGUUUUUAAGAUCUGGUUUAGGUGGAGCAAUGCCUUUAUUUGUUACAUAUAUGUAUCAAGGUUUGGGAUUGCAAUGGGCUAGCUGGUUAUUGGCGUUUGUUUCUUUAGCUAUGAUCUUAGUUCCUUAUAGUUUUUACUUAUACGGUGCUAGACUUAGAGCUAAAUGGUGUAAAGAGGAUUAUACUUUACAUUAUGAUUAA
Lodderomyces jiufengensis is the source of this 312-nucleotide messenger RNA. RefSeq lists its product as uncharacterized. Gene Ontology annotation, cellular component: fungal-type vacuole membrane. The transcript has a single exon. The coding region runs from base 1 to 312 and encodes 103 amino acids. The record is from RefSeq and is a predicted model, not a curated record. Gene Ontology annotation, molecular function: spermine transmembrane transporter activity. Lineage: Eukaryota; Fungi; Ascomycota; Pichiomycetes; Serinales; Debaryomycetaceae. Gene Ontology annotation, biological process: transmembrane transport; spermine transport.